AUGUCCUCCAACGAAUUUCAGGACGCAACAGUGGCACUCAGCGUCGUUCGCAAAGUCCUCGACGUUGCACACACAUUUGAGGCUCAGGAAAAAUUUCCUCAAUACGAUCACUUUGCAAAUCUGUUCAAACAACGGUAUUUCGAAGAAGCUCUAAACGAGGCAGCCAUGGAUACUGUCGUGGACGCUCUUGACUCUGUGGGGGUUCCUCUGGAACCGGAUACCUUCAUCUCCAUUGGAAGCCGCUUAUGUGGUUCUUGGACAAAGCGACGAGCUACGAUAUUGCGGUGA
Molecule: messenger RNA, 288 nt
Organism: Guyanagaster necrorhizus
Lineage: Eukaryota; Fungi; Basidiomycota; Agaricomycetes; Agaricales; Physalacriaceae
Exons: 2
Coding region: 1-288 (95 amino acids)
Source: RefSeq, a predicted model, not a curated record